This is a messenger RNA of Zophobas morio, 696 nucleotides long. RefSeq names its product THAP domain-containing protein 2-like. The coding region runs from base 140 to 667 and encodes 175 amino acids. The transcript has 3 exons. NCBI's taxonomy places the organism in Eukaryota, Metazoa, Arthropoda, Insecta, Coleoptera, Tenebrionidae. The record is from RefSeq and is a predicted model, not a curated record.
UGUCGUAACGACAAAGAGUGGGGGUAGUCGCCAUGUUUGUACGUUAGCUAGUAUGCCGUAAGCUGUCAUGACUGUUCCUGUUUACCGUGAAAGCGUCACUUUAGUCAAAAUUCCGUAUAUAUCGAAAUAAUUAUUACAAAUGCCUGGCACCAUUUGUAGUAUCGCGUCUUGUAAGAACAACUACCUCCGCGCUAAAAAGGAAGGGAAACCCAUCACGUUCUUCAAUUUUCCCAAAGAUCCCGAAAUUCGGGCCGAAUGGGUGAGGAGGUGUAAACGUGAUGAUAAAUUUCACCCCAAAUACAAGAGGGUCUGCAGUAAACACUUUGUUGAAGAGGACUACAAAGACAUCAUUAAAGCAAAAGUCAUGAAUGUUCCACCAAAAAAAUUAAGAGCAACAGCUGUGCCAUCACUGUAUCUUCCAGAAGAAGAAAGUGUUUCAGAUGAUUAUCAAAAUAUGGCGGAAACACACAAUAUCAACAUUCUACCAAUCAAACUAGAAGCUACAGACUUACCGCUAUUGUAUUUUUUUGUUGAAGACGGUGCUGCGAUUAUAAAAACCAUUCCAGAGAAAAACGCGACUGAGAAAAAAAUUUUUGAAUUUAAAAACGAGAUUGUUCCUGAUUUUUGUUCCACGUCACAGGAAAUAGAAGUUCUACCAUUUUAUUAAAACAAAAAGUGGUCAACUGAUUUUUGAGU